CAAGUAUUCCGUUAUAUCCAGCAUGGAAGAUUUGGAGCAACGUUUGUGAUCAAACACACUCGCUGACUUGCUUUCUCACUUGAAAGAAGUUGAAUGGAGAGCAGGGAUGACCUGAAGUCCAUCCUCCCAUACUUGCCGCUGCUUCUCCGAUCGUCAUCACUCUUCUGGCCACCUCCCGUCGUCGAGGCCCUCAAGGAGCUCUCGCGGGGCCCGCGUCACAGCAACGUUGACACCGGAGAAGUUCUAUUCAUUGCAAUCUCCGACAUCCGCAGCUCCCUCUGCCUUUCAGAGUCCUCCCUUGCAGAAUCCACUGCCGACGGCUACUCCAUCUUCUUCGACGACGUAAGCUAAUCAAUUGUUUCAUUCAUCUAUUUUCAACGCAAGUCCCGUGUUAAUUCCAUGAAAAGUACCCACGAUUGGGUUGUUGAACAGUUGAUUUCUCGCGACGAAGCGUCGAAAUGGUUCGAAGAUGUAGUGCCGGGGUUGGCUAGUUUGCUUUUGAGAUUUCCUUCGUUGUUGGAGGACCACUAUGAGAAAGCUGACGGAGGGGUUGUCAGGGGAGUCCAUACCGGGCUGCGUUUACUGGAAUCACAAGAGCCUGGAGUUGUGCUUCUUAGUCAGGAACUGGUGGGUGCUCUCAUUGCUUGUUCCUUCUUUUGUUUGUUUCCAACAAGAUAUAGAGGUGCCAAACAUCUUCCCAGGAUCAACUUUGAUCACUUGUUUGCGAAUCUAUAUGAUACUUAUGAUGAGAAACUUGAACAUAAAUUGAAGUGCAUAGUUCAUUAUUUUGGAAGGAUAUGUUCAUCUACACCGAUGAACAAUGUGUCUUUUGAGAGAAAAUUUCUUCCUGGAGAACAUGAUUGUAGGUUUUGGAGCGAAUCCUAUGUCUCAUUAUGCCCCUUUGAGGUUUUCAAAUCUGGAUUUAUAGAAGAUCAAUCCAGGGAGGCUCUUGAAGUGGAUUUUGCAAAUAAGUAUAUAGGAGGUGGUGCUCUUAGUAGAGGUUGUGUCCAGGAAGAAAUUCGAUUCAUGAUAAAUCCAGAACUAAUCGCUGCUUUGCUUUUCUUGCCUGCAAUGGAAGAUAACGAGUCGAUAGAAAUUAUUGGCACUGAAAGAUUUUUGAACUAUACAGGAUAUGCUUCUUCUUUUCGGUUUUGUGGCGAUUAUGUAGAUGAGAAGGGCAUUGAUCAUCUUGGAAGGCGUAAGACGAGGGUGGUUGCCAUAGAUGCACUGCAUAGUCCUGGGAAGAGACAAUAUACUCUUGAAUGUCUUCUCCGGGAGAUCAACAAGGCAUUCUGUGGCUUUUCUGAUCAAGCAAAUCACCAUCAUCAACAAUUCUCUCAAGCCAGCUCACCCCGUGAAUGCUGGAGGAAUAAUGGUGAUCAAGAGGACUUGUGUGGAAUUUUGACAGAUAACCUCUCUCGUGUUGAACACCCUUCAUCUUCAGUUCAAGCAAUGGAAGGAAGUUGUGACAACUUGCUGCGUAAUACAAGACACAUGAAUGAAAAUUGUGAGCUCCCAGAAACUCGACUUGAAAUUGGAAUUGCAACUGGGAAUUGGGGUUGCGGUGCGUUUCACGGGAACCCUGAAUUGAAAGCAAUGUUGCAAUGGAUUGCUGCGUCUCAGGCAAUGAGACCUUUUAUCUCAUAUUACACCUUUGAUUUGGAAGCGUUGAAUUUGCUAGAUCAGGUGGUGCAAUGGAUCAUAUCCCAUGAAUGGACCGUGGGGGAUCUAUGGGAUAUGGUAGUGGAUUAUUCGUCUCAGAGAUUAAGGGGAGAGACUCAUCUUGGUUUCUUUAAUUGGCUCCUUCCCUCAUUGCACCACUCGUCUGAAUCAUCUGCAAUGUUGGACGACUCUUGUCCUUGAUCUCCAUUUUUCUAUAUAGCAGUUUUCGUUACGCGAAAUAGCAGAAUAUUUUCCUAGAAUCCCCAAUAUCUGUUUUAUAUCUUCUAGUUGAAAAUGUUCUAUAUUUCAUAUUGUACCCUUUGCUUCACUUUCACUUACUCAGUAUCUGUAAUUCUGUAUCCACUUUUGCCAGUUGCCUGUUUCUUUGUUGCAUUGAUACUUUACAGGACAUUUUGUUUCCGUUGAGGUCGGCCUAGUAUGAGCUCGGCCUAGUAUGACCCCUAGUAUGAGCUCUGCCUAGUAUGACCUCGGCCUAGUAUGAGGUCGGUUUAGUAUGACCCCUAGUAUGUUUCUAAAUGUCUCGCAUUACAAGUAAUA
This is a messenger RNA of Cuscuta epithymum, 2220 nucleotides long. Lineage: Eukaryota; Viridiplantae; Streptophyta; Magnoliopsida; Solanales; Convolvulaceae. The record is from the annotation of a GenBank genome assembly.